This is a messenger RNA of Nasonia vitripennis (jewel wasp), 1245 nucleotides long. RefSeq names its product protein CWC15 homolog (gene c12.1). The transcript is spliced from 3 exons. The record is from RefSeq and is a predicted model, not a curated record. Gene Ontology annotation, biological process: mRNA cis splicing, via spliceosome. The coding region runs from base 242 to 913 and encodes 223 amino acids. NCBI's taxonomy places the organism in Eukaryota, Metazoa, Arthropoda, Insecta, Hymenoptera, Pteromalidae. Gene Ontology annotation, molecular function: RNA binding. Gene Ontology annotation, cellular component: catalytic step 2 spliceosome.
CCCCCUCCACUCCUCUCUCCGCGCAGACUCAAGCGCGCAGCCUUCCGAAAUCCGACGCCGUUUCCUCAAACCAGUACCUAUAGGUAUAGACUAUAGGCUGAGACUUACUGACUACUGGCAGCUUCGUACGCAGUCAAAUUCAAGCCACCAUUUGGGACGGACGCAUCGCGUUGCCGUUGUUGCUUAUAAUAUAAUAUAAUAUAAUAUAAUAUAAUAUAAUAAGCAUAAUAAGUAUAAUAAGAUGACGACGGCUGCGAGGCCGACUUUUGAUCCGGCGCGCGGAGGGCAGGGUCGAGGAGAAAAGGAUUUAAGUGCCAUUAGUAAACAAUAUUCGAGCAGAGAUCUCCCGUCUCACACCAAAUUAAAAUAUAGGGAACAAGGUCAAGGCACAAUUGACGAAUUGAGGAAUCGCGAUUUUCGCAAAGAAUUGGAGGAGAGAGAAAGAGAAGUAAAAGACAAAGCAGCCCCGAGGAGAUUGGCGAUCGAACCAACAAGAGAAGUAGCAGCUCCCGCUAAAAGAUUAAAAAUGGACCAAGCUGCAAGCCUAGAUGCGGAUGACCCGCUAGAUGACGAUGAUUCCGAAUCCGAGUCGGAUGAUGAUGAUACCGAAGCUUUGAUGGCGGAGCUGCAACGUAUACGAAAGGAGAGGGCUGCAGAACAAGCCAAAAAAGAAGAAGAAAAACGACAGGAGGAAGAGAGGAUCCGUAUGGAGAAUAUCUUAUCGGGGAACCCUCUAUUAAACUAUGCUGCACAGAGUGGUCGAACCGACAUGAAGGUUCGACGACGAUGGGACGACGACGUCGUUUUUAAAAAUUGUAGCAGGUCUGAGCCAAAAAAGAAUCAAAAUAUCUUUGUCAAUGACUCCUUGAGAAGUGAGUUUCAUCGUAAAUUCAUGGAAAAAUAUGUGAAAUAACUUGAUCUUUUAGAUAAAAUAAGAAACUAAAUGUUAAACAAAUUAUAGCUUAUUGAAAGAAGCACGCAAUUGUUUUAUAUACUAAAGGAAUAAUAUUUAUCUUAAACAUAAACAUUUAUUGAAACGAAAUGUCUACAUGGAUUAAUAGAUAAAUUUAUGAAACUAAUUGAGUAUUAUAAUAUAAUAAUUUGGUUUUUUUAUUUAUUAAUUUGCAGGUUAUAUAAGUUUUUAUCCUAUCGCAUAAGAUAUUAGAAUAAGCUAUUGCUACAAGAUAUUUUUUAUUUAUGUACAUAAUACACUACAAAAAUGAAAUAAUAAAAUCUUGUCAAAAA